Molecule: messenger RNA, 423 nt
Organism: Drosophila yakuba
Lineage: Eukaryota; Metazoa; Arthropoda; Insecta; Diptera; Drosophilidae
Gene: ND-B12
Product: NADH dehydrogenase [ubiquinone] 1 beta subcomplex subunit 3
Exons: 3
Coding region: 56-388 (110 amino acids)
Biological process (GO): mitochondrial respiratory chain complex I assembly; electron transport chain
Cellular component (GO): mitochondrion
Source: RefSeq, a predicted model, not a curated record
AGAUCAGCUGUUUUAGUGUAUCGUUUACUGCUCAUCUCUAAGGUAACUCGCAGCAAUGGGCGGACAUCACGGCGAACCCUACACGGUGCCCCACGCAUCGACCUACAAGGUGGAGAACGUGCCCCAACUCGUGGAGGUGAAGGAGGCUCUGGGCCGCCAGGGAUUAAAGGAUCCAUGGCUGAGGAACGAAGCUUGGCGCUAUGAGCCCAAGGCCUUCGGCACCCACAGAUCCCGCCUGAACACCUUCCUCUUCCGCGGACUCGGCGUGGGAUUCUGCGCUUUCCUGGCCACCGUCGCCGUGGAGUACGCGCUGGGCAUUGGCAAGGGUCAGGGCGGCCAUGGACAUGGCCACGGACACGAGGAACACGGAGAUAAGGGCCACCAUUAGAUGUACUAAAUAAACCCAUUGUGCUAUCGCUCCAA